AUGGGCCCCGGUGAAUCCAAAAAGACGCUGGACAGCGCGCCGCCAGCUGCACGUUCUCGGACGGGGAGAUCAGACCAGGAACCGCCCGUCUAUUACAACUCGGAGCCAUCGAGUCAGCCGCCGCAGUACGCUAAGCCCGCGAACAAGGCGCCAGCUCAGUCCAAAACAGCUGCUAGACCCCAUGUCCAGCAUACAGGCAGCGGAGUACCAGCGGAAACUGUAGCUGCCUUCAUGGCGCCGCCUGACCUGGAGCCUGAGAUAAGAGAGAAAAAGACAUUGGGCGAACGAUGGAAAACCUUUGUCCGGAUUUGCACGUCGAGUGGGAGCUCUGCGGAAUGGAAUGUCUUCGGGUCAAGUGUGAGUGGUCGUGCAAAGAGAAGGUAG
Molecule: messenger RNA, 384 nt
Organism: Exserohilum turcica Et28A
Lineage: Eukaryota; Fungi; Ascomycota; Dothideomycetes; Pleosporales; Pleosporaceae
Exons: 1
Coding region: 1-384 (127 amino acids)
Source: RefSeq, a predicted model, not a curated record